GCGUUAUUUACUAUCUUUCUUCCCUCACAUCAAACCUAGCGGAAAAACUACGCAUCGAGUAUUGUUCAUCGCAACUCCUUGGAUCGUCAUUACCAUCGAUUUCCUUGUUCGUUUUCUAUGAUUUUUGGUGAUGUAGUUUCGUAUUCAACGGGAGAACAAGAUUCUAAGCUCGAUUUUGUUGAUUCGUGGCUGGAUUUGGUAGAAUCGAAGGUCAAUAACCCCCUCGCAGGUACUAUUCUUCGUUGAAUCUGCAGGUCUGAAUUCACCGCCAUUUUUUCUAAAAUUAAGCUUGAUUGGUGUCUUCUUAAGAUUCUAGUGUUGGUUUGUCAAUUCAAUCAACGAAUUUUAUGAUUUGGGCAAAUCUUUUUUUUUUUUUUGACAAAAAAAUAUAGGUACAUGUAAAAAAUACGGAGUAUUACAUUUUAAUUUAAAUUUCAAUUAUUUUCCUCUGUAUUUUCUAGCACAACCAAACAAUAAAAACGAUAUCCAUUGGUUUUUUCUAUUUUGCACCUGUUUCAUACAAAAACCUAAAAAUAAUAAAGAGAAGGUAUCUUUUAUACUGAGAGUGCUCAUAUCCAGGUUUUUGCUUGUUUCCUUCCAAUUUGUUGGUGCAUUUUGACCGGUUUUAGUGGUGUUUCGUCAUCUUGGUUGGAUUUUCAAUUCAUUUAACUAGUAUUGAAUCAUCUGAAGCCUUAGUUCAUACUUUAUUGUUUGUUGUUAUUCAUUCUUGUGGAACUUGUGCCUUUGUUUUGCACUACUGCUUUGUUUCCCUUGCCUUUUAUGCACUGUCUGAUUAUGGGGGGUAAGGAGAAGAAGAACACAAGUAGAAAGAGCUACCAAAAUAUCACCAACUUUGUGUUUGAGGGAACACCUCUUAGCGAGACUUCUAAACAUAAAUGUGUUUCUAGAGGUGCUGAACUUAAUAAGGGAACCUAUAGCCCAUGACAUUUUUUAAUAUUGUGGUACAACAUAGGAUCGGAUCACUUGUGACAACACUCUGGGCGUGGCAUUCUAGAGCUCCGAUAAUGGCUUCUUCAAUUAUGACUAAGCAUUAUUUUGCUUAAAUUGCCUCUAUUGGUAACUCAAAGCUCCCUUCAGGUACAAAGGCCUCACAUCUAUCUCUCUCUCCAAAUGGAAGAUUAAGAUUUUUUUCUUUGUGAUUGGUGGGUCAUUUCACAUUUGGUGUUCGUGUCUAUAGAGGAAAAGAAUCCAACACUGGCCUCAUCUUUUGUUGCUUCUGCCAUAACAGUCUUUGACCAUCUGAGAGGUAAGGAAGGUACCAAUAGCUCUCUACUUUCUGAUCCUAUGGUGGCUAAUGUUAAUUUUCUUUUUACUAUUGAAUCUAAUCAAGUUGGUGCUCUUAUUUUUAAUACUAGUGUUGUAAAUGUGAAUGAUUCUACUAUUUAUUUUGUUGUUUCCCCUCAUGUUAAUCAUACUUUUGCUAGCACUAGUGAUUCUACAGAUACCAUCGUUACUUCCCUUGUUGAUCAUAUUUUUGCUACCCAUCAUGUUAAUGUUAGUAUUCCUGCUAGCACUAUUGUUCUUACUGAUGCUAUAGUUAUUGCCCUGUUUGAUACUGCAGCUACUACACUUCUUACCCCUCUUGUUAAUGUUAGUGCUUUUGUUGAACCGGUGAAGACUAGAUCUCGAAGACAGAGGAGUGGUGGUUCACAAAGGAGACACAAGGGAUAGACUCCAUAAAAACUAGAAGCCAAUCCACAAGAAACAAUACAAUCAACUUUGGAGGCCAAAAGCGAGGAAGACGUUAUAGUAACUUUAGAAGUAACUAAUAAUAUUGAAGGUCAAUAUUGAAUCUCUCUCGUUGUAAGAGUUCGGCCUUUUAGAAUUUGAGUUUUUUCGAUUUCUUGGUCCUCUUGUUGGGGUAUGGACCUCCCCAUAAAGCCCACACUCUUUG
Messenger RNA from Cuscuta campestris, 1915 nucleotides. Lineage: Eukaryota; Viridiplantae; Streptophyta; Magnoliopsida; Solanales; Convolvulaceae. The record is from the annotation of a GenBank genome assembly.